AUGACGACGGACAACAAACCCUCGGAAACCGGUCACGGCGAGACACAAAGCCUCAGAUCCAACAACUUCCCGGCGUCCCCACUGUUGCUGCAUGGAUCCCCUGAAGCAAUCAGCGACAGGAAGCGUAAGUUCAACAUCUUCAGCCGAUUGCAGUACCACAUCUCUAUGGGCCCGCGAAAGAAGUCCAAGUCCGACAACAAGGCGCCAGCCGCUGACACGACAGAGACGCCUACCGGUACUAACGGCAACAACGCUGCAUCCUCCUCCAGCCCUCUCGAGCCCAGCGCGCAAGUAAAGUCUGCGGAUCUUUCAGAAACAGCGCCCAGAAAGAUAAGGCGAUCGGACACCGGCAACAGCACCAAGACAACAAAAGCACAGGACAGCGCAUCGGGAACCUCGAGCUGGUAUGGCGGUAGCUGGCGAUCGAAAGCCUCGCCUGUCGCGCAGGUGACACGGGAGAGCAUAUCGUCGGGGGAAGGCAGCCGGCCCAAGAGUUCCGCUGGAGCGGCCGGGCCCAAACCGCCUCCUCCCACGCGGUACUUAUCAAGCAGCAAGAGGAGGGCAAGCAAAGGCAGCUUGAUCGCGCCUUCUAUGACCAAGUUGCAUGUCACUUCAAGCAGCUCCACCGGCCUGAAGACGGAAGCGGAGGAAGAUGCGGCGCAGGACAGGGAUUUUAAGGAGGGGCAGCUGGAUCCUCCGCUACCACCAGACCCCUUGAAGACACAAGACGGAGCGGCUGAUGCUGAGACUAAGUCGGAUCUGCAGGAGCCUAGCAGAGCGCCUGCUGUGACCUCGUACUGGCGAGGCUGGUGGUCAAAGCCUGACGCAGAUGCUACUGAGACCACUAAGAGCAAGGAUGCUGCAAAGGAUACGUUUGCGGAAGAAGCCCGAAGGACGCCGUUACCUAGUUCCACGGCCGUUGAAGACACUGUGCUGAAGUCAAAGGCCGCUAAACCUGUUAGCGCGGACCCUGCGGUCGCAAAAUCUCAGCUAGCAAACGGCGACGUCAAGCCCUCAGCGCCGGAAACACAAGACGAGAGCAAGGACAAAGGCUCGCAGGGCAGAUCGUGGUUCUGGUUGUGGAGUAGCGCAGAAAAUGCUAAGAGCAACCCUCCGAGUACAGAGGAGCAGCAACCUCAAGAGGCAGCCAGCAUUGCAGAGACACCGGCGCCAGCAAAGGACGUUCCAAGCGUAGUAGAGCCGCCGCAGGUACAGCCUCCGGCAGAAGAUGCAUCAAUGUCAAGCAAGUCGGCUGCGGAGGAACCUCGAAAGUCCUCAGCCUGGGCGUUCUGGUCGCGAGAGAAGCCAGACAGCGACACAGCCUCCGAUACCGCAUCAACACACAAACAGAUCGGCGAGCUUGCAGUAGCCGACACACCGUCUCAGUCACAUCCUGAAGCAGCUCAGUUCAAUGAGCGCGAGGAAUCUCCCCAGAAAGCCCCUCCCAAGAUCCGCGGCCGCAAACUCUCCAAGCAACUAACAAGCAAACCCUCUACCCCCGCUAAAACCUCCCCUACCGACAGUCCUGCCCUCAAGCCCGCAGAUCAGCAGGCGCCAAUUAAAGAGACGCAAACCACCAAACCUGCUGUCCCACUCAAGCCCCCGCAACCUAAUCUUCUCCUCCCCAACUUCUACGAAACAUAUCGUCCCGCCAGCCCAACGUCGUACUGGCAAUCCUUCCGCCGCUACUUCGCCGCCAACAAAGAACCCGACUCUCCCCACCUCCACAUCCACCCGUCUCCUCCGCGGGUAAAGAAAGCCCUCGCCAUCGGCGUCCACGGCUAUUUCCCCGCGCCCCUUAUCCAGAAGGUGUUGGGUCAGCCGACCGGCACCUCGAUCCGCUUUGCGAACUCCGCAGCCGCGGCCAUCAAGAAAUGGACGGAGGAGAAAGGCUAUGAAGCCGAGAUCGAGAAAGUAGCGCUCGAAGGCGAGGGCUUCGUCGCCGAGCGUGUCGACCUCCUAUGGAAGCUCCUCCUGAACUGGAUCGAGAAGAUCCGGCAGGCGGACUUCGUGCUCGUGGCUUGCCACUCCCAGGGCGUACCGGUCGCGAUCAUGCUUGUCGCGAAGCUGGUCCAGUUUGGGUGUUUACCGGCUGGCACGAGAGUGGGUGUGUGUGCCAUGGCGGGCGUCAACAUGGGGCCGUUUCCAGAGCUCAAGAUUCGGUUUCUGGGCGCGACGGCGCAGGAGCUGUUUGAGUUUGGGCGGGCGGACAGUGCGGUCAGUAAGAUGUAUAGGGCGGCGCUGGAGACGGUGCUGGGAGCUGGCGUCAGGAUCGUUUAUACGGGGAGUAUUGACGACCAGCUCGUUUCGCUUGAGUCCUCCACCUUCACACCUCUGACCCAUCCCUCAAUCUACCGCGCCGUCUUCGUCGACGGCCGCCUCCACACCUCCUCCUUCCUAACAACCCUGAUCGGCUUCGUCCUCAAGCUUCGCAACCUUGGCCUCCCUGACCACGGCGUGGUCCGCGAGCUCUCCCCCGCGCUCGCCGGGAGCCUCUACACCGGGGAAGGCCACUCGCGCAUCUAUGACGACCCUGCAGUCUAUCAGCUCGCUGUGCGCUUCGCGCUGGAGACGCUGGAAACGGCGGACAUGAUGAAGGGGGUUAAGGUUGAGCUGGAGUAUACGACGGAGGAGGGGAAUGGGAACGGGGCAGGUGCGGUGGUGCCGGGGAGCAAUCCGUAUUUUUUGCCAUGGGCAGUGAGGGGGCUGCUUGAGGAGGAGUAUGUGAAGAGGGAGAUGGGGAAGGAGGUUGAGGAGUUGUUGGGGCUGUUUGAGGAGUGGAGGCCGGCCAGUAAGGGAUUGAAGGAUGUGAGGUUUAGGCUUGAGGCGGUGAGGAGUAAGCUCUAG
Molecule: messenger RNA, 2847 nt
Organism: Coniosporium apollinis CBS 100218
Lineage: Eukaryota; Fungi; Ascomycota; Dothideomycetes
Exons: 2
Coding region: 1-2847 (948 amino acids)
Source: RefSeq, a predicted model, not a curated record